Molecule: messenger RNA, 633 nt
Organism: Rubroshorea leprosula
Lineage: Eukaryota; Viridiplantae; Streptophyta; Magnoliopsida; Malvales; Dipterocarpaceae
Source: the annotation of a GenBank genome assembly
UAAUUAAGAGUGUAGAGUAAAUCUGUAUCUGUUUCCAAUGGAAAUAUCAAAGGCAGCAGCAGCAGCUAUUUUCCUGUCUUUCUUGGCCUUGUCGUUCUUGGGCGCAAGCAGCCAAGAUUAUUACGGUCCUCCCAUCCCUCCUCCCACUCCACUCAACCGGACGUGCCCUCCGGCUAGUAGUUGCUCCGAUUUCUGCUAUUCUAAGUAUUCCUAUCCAAGCGGAUUUUGCGAUCACCAAGGCUACUGUGUUUGCUUUGAUUACUACUUGUGCGAUGGUAAUCCGUAUACAGGUAAGACUUUUUGCGACGCAUGGUGUGUGGCAAAUGGUUAUGCCCCUGACACUAGCUUCUGCGAUGAACAAGGCACCUGUCUUUGCAAUUUCUCUCCCCAUGUCCCAAGCCCCAGCCCCAGCCCCAGCCCCAGUCCGUGUGUAUAAGUUGUAAUCCUUCCAAAAAAACAAAAACAAAAAAUAAGGAAAUAAAUCUGUGCUUAGGCCAAUGCUCAUGUUUAUGAAUAUUAAUUUCAUCUGUGUACUCAUCUGCCGCAAACAAUAAGAAGCUCCGAGAGCUUAGUGUCAUCAUUCUGUUGGUUGUACAUGAUUUUAUUAUCCAUAAAUAAAUAACAGGAAUGUUU